This is a messenger RNA of Malaclemys terrapin pileata, 1146 nucleotides long. RefSeq names its product histone H2A.J. Bases 108 to 497 code for a protein of 129 amino acids. Gene Ontology annotation, molecular function: protein heterodimerization activity; structural constituent of chromatin; DNA binding. Lineage: Eukaryota; Metazoa; Chordata; Testudines; Emydidae. The record is from RefSeq and is a predicted model, not a curated record. The transcript has a single exon. Gene Ontology annotation, cellular component: nucleosome.
UCACUAAUCAGUCCAGGAGAGGGGAUAAAAGGGCAAGAGUCGUUGCGUCAUUAUGUUUUUCCUAUUUGUGUUUCUCCGAACGGUGGUGUCUGUGGUGAAGAAUUGCAAUGUCGGGCCGAGGAAAACAAGGAGGCAAAGUGAGAGCUAAGGCAAAGUCUCGGUCAUCUCGGGCUGGCUUGCAGUUCCCGGUGGGCCGUGUGCAUCGGCUUCUCCGGAAGGGUAAUUAUGCUGAGCGAGUUGGCGCUGGAGCCCCUGUAUAUAUGGCUGCUGUCUUAGAAUAUCUGACCGCUGAGAUUCUCGAGUUGGCUGGUAACGCUGCUCGCGAUAACAAAAAAACCAGGAUCAUUCCUCGCCAUUUGCAACUCGCCAUCCGUAACGACGAGGAGCUCAACAAACUACUAGGGAAAGUCACGAUUGCUCAAGGGGGUGUUCUGCCCAACAUCCAGGCUGUGCUGCUGCCUAAGAAAACCGAAAGUCAUAAAGCCAAGAGCAAGUAAAAUUAAUCUAGGAAAAACGAGAGAUCCGACUCUGCUUAAAAUUAAAAAAAAAAAAAAAAUAACCCAAAGGCUCUUUUCAGAGCCACCCACAGAAUCGGGAAAAGAGCUAAAUUAUUGUCUUACGGUUUUAACAAAGUGAGUACGCUUUGUUUUAAAUUCAAUCAUUUCGCAGCAGUUUUUCUCCUAGGGUUCUCCACGUUCUGCCUUAAGUAAUCAACCUUUCGAAUUACCAGUAACUAUUGCAAUGAAUUUCUAGGUGUUAUUGAUAUAAUUUUGUAAUUUAGUGUAUGCCUCGUUCGUAGUUCAAGAUGCAAUAUAUAAAAACUAAAAAUAGCCGAAAUGAGGUUUUUUACGAUUUAUGUUCCGUAUUUAACCCCUCUCCCCAGUCCUUUUAUUGUGUCUGGUCGUUCUGCCUGUCUUAAAACAAAUGCAUCAGCUUGAAGGUCACUCUGACAAAGGAUCCUUAGAGACGUGAAUGAAUUUAGAGGAUUGGCUGAAACACAAGCACAGCAAGAGGUGGAUGUACAAUAAAAAGGACGAAAAGUAUCAAGAUACAUGUAUUACAUAAAAACUGAACAGCAUUCAUAGAUCUCCUCUUCAUGUGUGUGCUCUGAUUUAAGGGAAUAAAGCUUUCCUGCGAUUUAAGUUA